Molecule: messenger RNA, 3650 nt
Organism: Zalophus californianus (California sea lion)
Lineage: Eukaryota; Metazoa; Chordata; Mammalia; Carnivora; Otariidae
Gene: C1H19orf53
Product: chromosome 1 C19orf53 homolog
Exons: 3
Coding region: 248-751 (167 amino acids)
Source: RefSeq, a predicted model, not a curated record
GGACUCGAUCCUGGGACUCCGGGAUCAUGACCUGAGCCGAAGGCAGUCGCUUAACCAACUGAGCCACCCAGGCGCCCUAAAAUUUUAUUUUUAAAUGUUGAGAAUGCUAUUUAUAUUGAUUACUGAAUUUUAGGCACCCUUAGAGUUUGCACCAUUGAGUGCCUCAGUCACCUCACCCUAGUCCUAGACCAAAUUUUAUGUACAAAGGGCAUAAAACUGUUUUACAAAACAAAUGAGUCCUCAGUAAAUGUUAUCUUACCAUUAUAACCUUUACUUGGAAGUUUUUGCGAAGGUUUGCGUACGAUCCGCUCCUCUGGGCGUCUGUCUCUUUAAUGCUUUGCCACGUUGUGUCCCGUGGGCCUUUGCGCCCUGCGGCCCCGCUGUAUCCCGUCGUGCCUUGCGCCUUCCGGCUGCGAUUGCUUACAACCCCGCCUUUUCCGGCACAUGCCAGAUCAUGGCGCAGGGGCAGCGCAAGUUCCAGGCGCGGAAGCCGGGGAAGAGCAAAGCAGCGGCAGCGGCCUCAGAGCGGAACCGGCGCCCGAGGAAGGGUGGUCGUGUGAUCGCCCCCAAGAAGUCGCGCAUCGUGCAGCAGCGAAAGCUCAAGAAGGACCUGGAGGUCGGGAUCCGGAAGAAGAUCGAACACGACGUGGUAAUGAAAGCCAGCAGCAGCCUGCCCAAGAAGCUGGCGUUGGUGAAGGUUCCCGCCAAGAAGGAGGCAGCCUCUUCCUCCUCCACCAAGACACCUUCCUAAGGACACCAGCCCAUUGGAGGCCAUCGCCGCAGCCUCCGUGCUCAGCCCUAUGCAGGUGACCCCACUGUAAGAAGCCGUGCUCCCCACAGCUUCGGGUGACAUGCACCUCAAAUUGCAUUGGGGGCCUAGCCCAUGAGCAGGUGAUCAGCAGAUCUGGAGUGCACUGGUCAGCUUCCCAGGGUGCCAAGGACUCCAGAAGGGAAGGAAUGUUCACCAGCUUCCUGUGUCCCCCUCCUCUGGUCUUGUCUCCCCUGGUUUAACCCAGAGCAAUAAACGUGACUGUGAUUCCUCCUGCGUUCCCAUGCUCCUGUGAGUGGGGACCAGGUGUCCCAACUGGGUUAGUCCCAGCGGUUCCCACCAGAGACCAGCCGUGUGCCCACGGAGGGACAAAUGGGCUUCUGCACCUUCAGCCCGGGAGCUGGAGGCGAGUCUUCGCCCCUCCCGCCCUGGGUGACUCCCACCAACCCCCUCACUUGCCUGCAUGCCCAGGUCACCACCUCUGCCAGAGACAAGCCAGGCAUCUAUGGGGAACGACCCAUAGGACAGAUGCUGACACCGCCUGGUGGGGUCUCAGUGCUAGUUCUCAGCACUUGUGAACUGCUCAGGGCCACCUUGAUCUUGAAAGCCCUAACAGCUUGUAUUUAUGUAGUACCACCAGUGGUCCAGGCACCAUUCUGGCGCUUCCCUUGCAAUGGCCCAGUUAGGCCAUGUCAACAUUACCGAGCAGGGAUUUGCACAGCCACUUGCAGGGUCCCCACUCCCCACUGACCAGCUGCUGUCUCCUCCAGACUGAGACCCUCUCCUUCUGCCUCUUGGAACCCUCCGUCAUUCCCGGUUGGCAGUCGUGCCUGUGAAUCAGCCAAGAAUCUGACAGCCUUCCUGCCCUCCCCCUGCUGGGGUGUGGGGAGCGGGUCACGGCCCAGGAACAAGGCUGCAGUCGGGGUGACACUGAGCUGCUGCCUUGGGGGAGGUGGCAGCACCUGUGGGUACAGGCAGCCACACCUGUGAGUGACUGGCUCCCAGCCAGCGAACCCACCGCAGUCGGCUUUUCUGGGUCCCACAUAGUGGUGGUCAAAAAUUUCUGAACUAAAAUUUUUCUACAAGAUAGGGGACAACUACGGUGGAAAACAGUUCAGUGGCUCCUCAGUAAGUUUAGCCUAGAAUUACCGCCUGACCCAGCCAUUCCACUCCGAGCCACAUGCCCAGAAGGACUGAAAACAGGGACUCGACUCGACAACAGCUUGUACGUGACGUUCACGUCACCUAAAGAUAGCAACAACCCAGGUGGCCCUCAACAGACGGUGGGGAGCAUGUGUGUCUGUACGAGGAAUGUGCUUCCGCCGUAAAAAGGUAUGAAGCACCCACAUGCCACGACAUGGAUGCACCUCGAAAACAUGCUGAGUGAAAGAAGUCGGCCGCAAAAGGCCAUGUGCUGUAGGAUUCCAUUGAUGUGAAAUGUCCAGAAAGGGCAAAUCCACAAGAGAACAGACCUUGAUACGGGGGUCCAUGGUUGAGCGGGGGAGGGGGAGUUGCUAAUGGAUGCUGGGGUCAUCUUUUGGAGUAAGAGUUUUGGAACUAGACAGACAUAAUGGUUGCAAAACAGUGAAAUGCCACUGAACUGUACACUUUCUUUUUUUUAAGAUGUAUUUUAGUACAGGGAGGUGGGGCAGGGGGAGAGAGAAUCCCAAGCAGACCCCCACCAAGCUUGGAGCCCCACUUGGGGCUCGAGCCCAUGACCCUGAGAUCAUGACCUAAGCUGAAAUCAAAAGUCAGCCGCUCAACCGACUGAGCCACCCAGGUGCCCCUGAACUGUAUGUUUUUAAAUGAUGGAUUUUAUAUGUGAGCAAUUUCACACCAAAAAAAAUUCUAAUUUAUAUCUUGAAAAAUCAGAACUUGUGGCAGCAGAGCCCAAAUUCAAUGGAAAGACUGGCUUGGGGUUUCCCCAGGCCCGAUGCUCGGGUUUCAGCGGGGGCAGGGGUGGGGGAAGAGGGGCUGGAGGACUGGAGGGCAGGGCUGCGUUCAGGGGUGUGGCACGCGCACGCGCCCUUCCUUGAGCCCCACUCGGGCAACCCCGACACCCGUGCCAUCUGCCCACAGCAUAGCAAUGUCUCCCCUAAGCAGGCAGCGAGGGGCUUCCGCUUUUUGAGAUGGAGCCCCUCUGCCCACUGGGCAUUUACUGUAUGCCUGCCCCGUGCCAACCUCAGCUCAGGAGAGCUGAGAACUGGCAUUGUAGUGGGGAAAACAGAAAACCAGGAAAACCCGCCAAGGCUGCCCCCUCCAAACCCCCACCUCCUCUCUGUCCUGCCUCCUGCUGUGGUUCCCUCCCCCUUCCGGAUGUCACCUCCGAGAGCCCUCUGCCCUCCCGAACCUCCAGCCCCAGGAGCGGUCACUCGGCACUCGCUCUAGACUGGUCUCCUUUGCGUCUUUGUUCACUGCUGUGUCUCCAAUACCUAGGACAGUGCGCAGGAGGCGCUUAAUGAACAGGUGUUCAUUGAAUGAAGGAAAUAAUGAAUUGUUUCCCUUUUUUGCAAGGAAAAUCUUGCAUUUCAGUGAAUCAGUUCUGAUUAUUCAGUGCAUCAUCUCUAUACAACACGCCCUUCCGGGUUAUCUGAUUCAUAGCAUUGUCUUUGACCUCAGCUCUGUAAAUUGUAAGCAACUGAUAGCAAUAUAAAACCACUUAUCUGUAGACAUGCAAAUUCCAUCCCGGCCAGCAGGGGUUUCGCUGACAAUCCUCCUUCCCUAUGGAAAAAAACAAUUUGCCCCCAUCUGCACGUUUAUUUGCACAAAUAGUCUGAUAAUGUAAAAGUGCCUGUUCUCCAGAUUCUCUUUUGAGCCGCGUAUAACAUCUGCCUGGUUCCCACGUGAGUUCAAUAAAAACGUUAACACGUGUCCAUCUUUA